Molecule: messenger RNA, 1425 nt
Organism: Equus caballus (horse)
Lineage: Eukaryota; Metazoa; Chordata; Mammalia; Perissodactyla; Equidae
Gene: PRSS22
Product: brain-specific serine protease 4
Biological process (GO): proteolysis
Molecular function (GO): serine-type endopeptidase activity
Source: RefSeq, a predicted model, not a curated record
CCCUCCCCGUGACCUACAGCCCGGGUGGCAGGGACUGAGCCAUCACUCGGGGGACUGGUCCGACGGCAUUCCGCCUCUCAGGAUAAAACCUGGGGCGACCUGCAGGCAGGUCUGCACACUCCUGUCGUGGCCAGCACAGCUUCCCGGCCGGCUGUGCUCCCACCCCUACCCGCCAUGGCGAUUUCCAGAACUCCCCCAGCCCUGGGUGGGGGCUGUCUCAGGAUCUUGACCCCCCUGCUGCUUCUGGCUUCCAUAGCCACCCUCGAUGCUGCCUACACACCUGCCCCCCCGGCCUGUGGGAAGCCGCAACAGCUGAACAGGGUCGUGGGCGGUGAGGACAGCGCCGAUGCUGAGUGGCCCUGGGUCGUGAGCAUCCAGAAGAAUGGGACCCACCACUGCGCGGGCUCCCUGCUCACCAGCCGCUGGGUGGUCACUGCCGCCCACUGCUUCAAAGGCAAUAUGAACAAGCCACUCCAGUUCUCCGUGCUGCUGGGGGCCUGGCAGCUGGGGAACCCGGGCUCGCGAUCCCAGGAGGUGGGUGUCGCCUGGGUGCAGCCCCACCCCGUGUACUCCUGGAAGGAGGGCUCCCGGGCAGACAUUGCCCUGGUGCGCCUCGAACACCCCAUCCAGUUCUCUGAGCGAAUCCUGCCCAUCUGCCUGCCUGACUCCUCUGUCCAUCUCCCUCCGAACACAGACUGCUGGAUUGCAGGCUGGGGGAGUGUCCAAGACGGAGUGCCCCUGCACCACCCACAGACUCUGCAGAAGCUCAAGGUGCCCAUCAUUGACUCAGAAAUCUGCAGCCGCCUGUACUGGCAGGGAGCUGGGCAGGGAGCCAUCACAGAGGACAUGCUGUGCGCUGGCUACCUGGAGGGGGAGCGAGAUGCCUGUCUGGGAGACUCCGGGGGCCCCCUGAUGUGCCAGGUCGACGGCACCUGGCUGCUGGCAGGCAUCAUCAGUUGGGGCGAGGGCUGUGCGGAGCGCAACCGGCCCGGCGUCUACAUCAGCCUGACUGCCCACCGCUCCUGGGUGCAGAAGACCGUGCAAGGGGUGCAACUCCGUGGGCGCUCGCAGGGGAGCGGGCUCGCGGGCCGCCGAGGACGGGCUCCAAGGGCGCUGCGCGCUCCGAGGGCCGUCCAGGGCCGCCUGGGUUAGGCAUCUAGGGGGACAGGGCGGCCUGGGACACCCCAGCCGCCUGACCACGUGGCGUUUCCUCCGUUGUAAAUAAGCCAUCUACCUCCGGGGGGCGCCCGCGGGCCGGCGCCGGACCGCCCCCGCCCCGCCCCGCCCCGCCCCCGGGCUGAGGCUCCACCCCCGGCGCCCGGAGCGCCUUCGGGUAAAUACAUGUUAAUAAUUUUUACAGUUAUUUGUAACCCCGCCCACAUAUCUUAUUUAUUCCUCCAAUUUCAAUAAAUUAUUUAUUCCCCA